Messenger RNA from Hibiscus syriacus, 4079 nucleotides. RefSeq names its product serine-rich adhesin for platelets-like. Lineage: Eukaryota; Viridiplantae; Streptophyta; Magnoliopsida; Malvales; Malvaceae. Bases 253 to 3711 code for a protein of 1152 amino acids. The record is from RefSeq and is a predicted model, not a curated record. The transcript is spliced from 13 exons.
ACAAAAGGACGCGCACAAAAUUGGAACAAAAAUAGAAUACCUAAGGUCGUCUCUCGCAGUCGCAGCACACUUUUCGGCUACCGUAUUCCUCUUCAUCGUUCUUUCCCUUCCGCCGCUAGAAACGGCCACGCGCCGCCAUUCUUUCUAUUUAUAUUCGUAUAAUCAUACGUGAAAAUUUACGUAUGCACACAAAAUUUUCAUGUCACAAGAACUUGAUGGGAACAAAUCUAGUAAAACCCUCUCGCAAAAAUAAUGUACGGAGGUUCCUCCAAGCUCAGCCGCGGUGGGGGAGGCGGACGUGGGAGCGGAGUCCCUCGGAACCUCUCUUCAUUUCCUCCGCCGCCACACCGACCUUCUUCUGCCACCCAAUCAGGCAGGCUUCCCCUUGGCUCCACCCCUCGUAACCGCCCCGGUACUGGGGGCGCUUCAGGACCUGCACCGUCUGUCGAAGAGAGUUUUUCGCUUGUUUCUGGGAACAAUCCGCUGGCUUUUGCGAUGAUUAUAAGGUUGGCGCCAGAUUUGGUGGAGGAGAUCAGGCGGCUCGAGGCUCAAGGAGAGACAGCCAGGAUUAAGUUUGAUUCAAUUCCGACUCACCUUACUGGGAAUGUUAUUGAUGUUGGCGGUAAGGAGUUUAAGUUUACGUGGUCACGAGAACUUGGUGCUCUGUGUGAUAUAUAUGAAAAACGUCAAAUGGGAGAAGAUGAAAAUGAUUUGCUUGUUGAAUUUGGGGGUGCAUGGCGCAAAUUGAAUGUUCAACGUGUCUUGGAUGAAUCAACCACGAAUCAAGUUAAGAUGCGGUCAGAGGAAGCUGAACGCAUGCAUAAAUCACGCAAAGCCAUUAUAUUAGACCAUGGAAAUCCAUCUAUGAAGAAUCAAAUCAAGCAAUUAGUUGCUGUUGAGGCUAGUCCAUGGAAGUCUAAUUUUAAAAAGGAGAUUGCUUCUAAGAAGGGUAGAGUUGACUCACCUCAAGCUGCAGUUGGAGGCCCUCCAAAGUCUGGCUACAAACCUGGUUUAAUUUCGGCUGCUACUGCAAAGGGAAGACACUCAUCUUCACCUUUACCAUCUCCACCUGAGCGCUCUGGUGCUGCAUCAUCUCCAAUUGGAAUUGCAAGUGCCACCAAGAUUCGUGCAAGCAGUGAGAAUGUUAUUCUUCCCCACGUUAAAAGCAAAGAAAAUAUUUCUUCCAGCUCUGAGAAAGAAAUACUAACCAGGGCUACUAAUGUAGUAUGUGAAAUGCAAGAGCUCAGUGGAGGACCUAAGCCAACAGAAUUGCAGAGUCUUCUGAUCAGUCUACUGAAGGAAAACCCCAAGGGGAUGAGCUUAAAGGCCUUGGAGAAAGCUGUUGGUGAUACAAUUCCAAACUCUGCACUAAAGAUUGAACCCAUUUUAAAAAAAUUUGCAACUUUCCACGUUCCAGGAAGAUAUUUCUUGAAACCAGGAGUGGGGUUGGAAAGCUUGAAGAAAGCAUUAUCUAAAAGUGGAAGUUCGCUUGAAGAUAAUCCUAAUGAGGCUACAGCUCCUGAAGAAAACCAAGAUCAGACAUCGGUUCCAGCAUCAUUAUCAGUGGAGAAAGUUAGUCACGAUGAAACAGAGGAACAUACCGAUUUAUACCCAAAACUUACAGAAGAAUCGAAUGCAUUGGAACAAAUUGACAUGCAACAACAUUCACCUGAUUUGGUUGGUGAGAGAAAAGUUUCUGACAAUAGUGAGGGGCCAGUGAAUAGUGCUACUGACAGUGGCAGUGAUAGUGACAGUGACAGCAGUGACGGUGGGAGCCACAGCAGGAGUAAAAGCAGGAGUGCAAGCCCGGCAGCAAGUGGGAGCAGUAGUAGCAGUGAUAGUGAAAGUGAUGCUUCUUCCAACAGCAAGGAAGGGUCUGAUGAGGAUGUAGAUAUAAUGACGAGUGAUGAUGAGAAAGAGACAAAACAGGGUAUACCGACAUCUGAACCAGGACUUCUGACUUCACCUGUACCAUGGCAGGCUGGACAUGACAGUUCUCUGCUGAACGGAAUGGAUGAAAAUCAAGAUGAUGAUGGAUCUGAUGCAAUUGAUAUUGAAGGCAAUGGAUCGGAUGCUGUUGACAUUGAACAAGACUUGCCUGAAGAUGAACAGGAAAUUGGAAUGGCUGCCAGCACAAACAAAGAAUGUGAGAAACAUGAGGAAGGAAUAAAACCCUCGUCAUCUGAUCAUGAUGAAUUCCAGGAGCAUCAAAACGUCAUAGGGAAUUUGUUUGAUGAUACAGAAAACAUGCCUUACCAAAGAGAAAAUAAAGGUGACAAGGAAUAUGCCGACUCUCAAAAGGGAUACAAUCAGGCGUUUCCCAGGAAAUCUAGUACAGAUUUUCAUCAAUCAGGUCGUAAGUUGUCUGAUCCAGGUGUUCGGACUAAAGCUGUUAGUACAGCUGAAAGGCCUUUGAAACAUGCUGAGAGUUCAGGACCUGAUAAUAAGUUCACUAGGAAAAAUGUGCAUGGAGGUUAUGUGAUUAAAAAAGAUAACCCUUAUAGGGACACCCAAAAUGAGGAUGGUUUAAUGAAUGAAAAAAGUUCACUGACAAAUCCUAAAGGUGGUGCUCGAGGUAAAGAUGCUGUGCCUUCUGAUUUCCAGCACAGAAAACAUGGUGAAACUGUUGGAAAGUCCAAGGACUCUGUACAAAUUUCUGGCUCCUAUAUUAAUUCUUCUCCGAAGGAUAACAGCAGGGUGAGUGAAGAUAGUUAUCUAGCUAAUGGCAAAAGCAACGUUCUCCAACGAGAGCUUUCGCACUUGGAGUUAGGUGAGAUUCGUGAGCCGUUGAUUGAGGAAACUCCUACAAAGAAGCAAUUUGAAAGUAAAGCUUCUGUUAAACAGUCAGGCGGUAGACCAAGCACCUCAGAUAACUCUAAUCCUGAUCUAAGCAAGGGAAAACCUUUUGGGAAGGCAAAUUGGGAUUCAGGAAAAUCAUCUUCACCUACUCGAAGUGGGCUUAAAAGAACACCAGAACACCUUGUUGAAGAUUUAUCUAGAUCGCAUCAUAGGGUUGUUCAGUCUCAGCAGCAGCAGCAGCUCUCAAGAUUUGACUGUCCAGAAGUUGGGUCCCAGUUUAACAGAUUGGCUGAUGAUGGUAAAACCAAGAAAAUAGACACUGGUGCAAAACUGGGAGUUGGCCUGGAGGAUUACAGUGAAAGCCAUAAGAAAGCACCAGCUAGUGCCCUGCAACAGAAGGAAUCUAAACGAGGACCAGCGUCCCAGUUCAUGAAUGAAAGUAAAAUACCAGCAACAAAGAAAAUGCUGGAUACGACUGAUAUGCGCAAGGAUGUGGUUCUGAAAGAGGGUAAUGUAAAUGGUCGAAAGAAAAGAGGUUCUUCAGAUGAAGAUUAUUUGCUUUAUUUUAAGUAUGAAAAAGAUGAGCAACAGCACAGAGGACCGAUUAAGGAUUCAUCUGAGUAUGAAGAGUAUGUGAAUGAAUUUCGUGAAAAAUAUGAAUCUUACAAGGACUUGGACAGGGUCCUACAAACCUACAGGAAUGAAUUUGAAAAGCUGGGUAAGGACCUUGAAUAUUCAAAAGGUAGGGACAAGGAGAAAUAUUACAAGACCUUGGACCAAUUGAUGGAGUCUUACCACCAAUGUGGAAUGAGAUAUAAGAGACUGAAGAAAAUAUUUGUUGUGCUUCAUCAAGAACUGAAGAACCUUAAGCAGAGGCUCACAGAGUAUGCCGAGUCACAGUCAACGGAUUGAUAUUGGAUUAUUCGAAACCUGUCAUGUAACAGAUUGUAUCCUCUAUUUUCAUACCUGAGCUGCAAUCGGCUUAGACCUUUCUCCAUCGCCUUUCAGGUAGACAUUCAAACAAACAGUGAUGUGUUGCUUUGCCUCUUGAAGAAUGGAGCUCUUCUUGUAAAUGGUUAUAGUUGGUCGUUCAAGGUGAUUGGAAUGGGGCCCAUGGUCCUUGAAGGAUUGAAGGUGUGAUGUACAAAUAGGUUGGGUGUGUAUAAUUUUGGCUUUCGGCCACCAAUUUUGUUCUAGAUUUUUUUGACAGCUUUGUUUAAUCUUUUGCUUGCUACCAACAAUUUCUUUCGUUAUGUAUACAAAUUAUUGAAAAAGAAAAG